Messenger RNA from Prorocentrum cordatum, 627 nucleotides. The record is from the annotation of a GenBank genome assembly. NCBI's taxonomy places the organism in Eukaryota, Dinophyceae, Prorocentrales, Prorocentraceae.
AUGCGUUGGGCCAAACACAUCGCAAUCAUGCUUUCCAUAUUCAGUCACGCGGGCUCGCUGCAGCUGAACGCUGACGACAAGAGAGGCGAUGCCGACGGCAAGGGGGCCGAGCGGACCAACGCCUCUAAUUUUCCAUUAAUCUCCCCAGUCAUCUACCCCUUCGAUCCGAAUAAUCUCGAAGAUCGCUACAUACUACCAGCCCAGCAGAACAUCGUAGACCUGGGCUACGGAGGAAGCUGUGAGCGCGGGUGGUACGACGUCCAGGGGCAGGGCAUCUGCAACGACUAUUGCAGGUGGGUUGGAAAUUGUGGAUGUGGAGGCAGCUGCUCAAGGUUCGACUGCGCGCUCGCAGGGUCGAGCAGCAUCUACACGGGAAACGACUAUGGGUGGGCGAGAGGGAGCCAAUGCCCGCAUCAGGGUGCUGAGACGAGAGUGCUUACCGUGACUGGGCAAGUCGGUCCAAGCAGCGCUAUGUUGUCCCAGUACAAUAAUGUCCGUGCAGUCCUGCACCGAAGCGAUUUCACUUUGUGGAUUUUCGCUGUCUACCAUGGGGGCUACACCAAGAUGGUUGGUGUAACCAUAGUGAACGGAGUUGAAACAGGUUCGCGAUCUGCCCGAUAUGUGUGA